AUGGUUGCUAAGGUCGCUACACUCUUCUGUGUUCAGGCGUUAUUUAUGCAGAUGACGUUAGGACAAAUCGGCCGUUUAGUGGGAUCAGCUACUUCUGCUGCCGGCGGUGUCCUUGGUGGCGCCACUGGAGCACGUGGCGGGGUCAACGGACUUACUGGACUUAUCGGAUCCAAUGCAUUAGGUGGACUUACCGGACUUGCUGGAUCCGGCGGACUUAGCACAGUUGGAAGCGUAGCAGGAGGCGUAGCUGGAGGCUUAGCUGGAGGCGUAGCUGGAAGCGUACUUGGCACCGUAGGAAGUGGAGUUGGCGCGGUACCAGGACUUGGCAAGGUGAGAUCAGGCCGUAGUGUAGGUAACGGCGAUCUUGGUGUAUUAUCGGGCCUCAGCAUUGUUAACGGUGGUCUUGGAAUUCCUGGAUCUGGUCUUGGCGCUGUGAACAAUGGAAUUGACUUGGCAAGCCUCGGUUUGGGUAACAUUGGGAUUGUAGUCAACAACGCCGCAAAAGGUAACGCUGGCGUAGUUAGCAAUUCUGUACCCACAUACAUAAAUCUUGCAUCUCUUUCUAACGGUGGUACGUUACCCAUCUCUAGUUAUGGUUCAGUAGUACCUAAUGGUCUUACUGUUUUAUCUGAUAACGCAAUUGAAGGGGCUUUGCUGGUCAACGGUCAAUUGCCAUUCUUAAGUGCUGUGGCCUUCGAUGGUUCGUUACCAUCUACAGGAGCUGGCGCUGCAAAUUGUGGAUGUGGAAGUAUUGGAAAUGUGGGUGUAAUAAGUGAGAAUUAUGGCCUCAAUGCCGGUCUUAAUGGACUUGGUGUGGGUCUGAAUGGACUCGGUGUGGGUGUAAAUGGACUUGGUGUCCUUGGCGGAGGUAGUCCCCGCGUUGGUGGACUCGGUUUGGGGAAUGCGUUUGGACAAGUCUCUGGAUUCGGAAAUAAUUUAGUACUGGGAAACAACUUAGGAACUAAUAAUUUGGCAAAUAGCUUGGCUAAUAAUAUAGGCAAUAAUUUAGUUGCUAACAAUUUAGCUGCAGAUAAAUUUGCAGGAAAUAAUCUAAUUGGAAACAACGUAAUAGGUAACAAUUUAGUCGGUAAUAAUCUUUUACCAAAUAAUUUCAUAGGAAAUAAUGUAGAAGCUAAUGCUAAUGCUGUAGCUUCAAGUAGUUUAGCUAAUAAUAACUUAGUUGCCAAUAGUUUAGCCAGUAGCAACAUUGCUGGAAAUCUAGCAGCUAACAGUUUAGUUGCUAAUAAUAUCGUUGGAAAUAAUUUAGCAACAAACAAUUUUGGUGCAAAUAACUUAGCAACAUCUAACUUUGCAGUUAAUAACUUGGGUAAUAAUUUAGCAUCCAACAAUAUUUUAUCAAACAAUUUAGCUGUAAAUAGUUUAGCAUCAAGUAACUUGAUAACAAAUAAUUUAGCUACAAACAAUAUAGGUCAUAAUGUAGUUAAUAACGUACCAAUAAAUAACAUAGCGAAAGAUAUUUCUGGUAUAUCAGGUGUAUCAGGCAUAACCCAGAAUGCUCUUGGGGAAAUAUCUGUUACUGGUGAGAUUCCUGUCAGCGGUACAACUGGGUUAUCAGGCAAUAUGCCUGUUAUUGGAUACGUAACGUUUGAAGGAUACGUACCGGUUGGAGGCUCCGUCUCUGUUGCCAAUAAUUGUGAAUGUUUAACUUCAGGAAAUCAGAGUUAA
Achroia grisella is the source of this 1686-nucleotide messenger RNA. RefSeq lists its product as uncharacterized. Gene Ontology annotation, cellular component: egg chorion. Bases 1 to 1686 code for a protein of 561 amino acids. NCBI's taxonomy places the organism in Eukaryota, Metazoa, Arthropoda, Insecta, Lepidoptera, Pyralidae. The record is from RefSeq and is a predicted model, not a curated record. Gene Ontology annotation, molecular function: structural constituent of egg chorion. The transcript has 3 exons. Gene Ontology annotation, biological process: multicellular organism development; chorion-containing eggshell formation.